Coturnix japonica (Japanese quail) is the source of this 1631-nucleotide messenger RNA. It is a transcript of the gene TBXA2R, whose product is annotated as thromboxane A2 receptor. NCBI's taxonomy places the organism in Eukaryota, Metazoa, Chordata, Aves, Galliformes, Phasianidae. Gene Ontology annotation, molecular function: thromboxane receptor activity. The record is from RefSeq and is a predicted model, not a curated record. Gene Ontology annotation, cellular component: plasma membrane. Gene Ontology annotation, biological process: positive regulation of blood pressure; positive regulation of cytosolic calcium ion concentration; positive regulation of vasoconstriction.
CGUCCCGGUGCGCCACACACGGCGCUGGGUUCGGGGCGGCGCCGUGAGUCCGUGCAGCGCCCGGUUCUGCUGCUGCGGCCGAUGCGGGGCCCCGCGCUGCCCACGGAGCGGUGCGGGACCGGGGGGGGCCCGUGGGGUGACGGCCAACCCCCCCCCCCUCCAGGCGCAGGAAUCCGGCUGGGGUAAACAAGAGCCGCCGUCCCCACACCGCAGACUGAGGAUCCUCUGCCCCACGCAUGAAUUCCUGCCCAGCCCAGUGGGAUCAGCGCUGGCACCAGGAACACGCCAUGGAGCCCAGCUUGGAGGGCGCCUGAGGCCACCAGGAUGGGGUGGGGGGACACGGAGCCCCCCAACGUGAGCCUGGCCAGCCACCCCCACACCUGCUUUGGGGUGGUGAACCUCAGCCUCAGCCUCAACGUGACGCAGCCCAAAGCCAUCGCGUCGCCGUGGUUCUCCACGGCCUUCGGCCUCAUCGGGCUCUGCUCCAACCUCUUCGCCCUCUACGUCCUGCUCAGCUCCUCCCGUCAGCUCAGCAGCCGUUCACGCUCCUCCUUCCUGGUCUUCCUCUGUGGGCUGGUGGUGACAGACUUCAUGGGGCUGCUGGUGACGGCCGCCGUCAUCAUCCCGUACCACUUCACCAAGUUCAACUGGGCCCAGGUGGAUCCCGGCUGCCACCUCUGCAACUUCCUCGGCUUCUCCAUGGUGUUCUUCGGGCAGUGCCCGCUGCUCCUGGGGGCCACCAUGGCCGGGGAGAGGUUCGUGGGCAUCAACCGUCCCUUCUCUCGCUCCACGUCGGUGUCCAAGCGCCGCGCGUGGGCCGUGGUGGCUGCGGUGUGGGGCUUCUCCUGCGCUCUGGGGCUGCUGCCGGUGCUGGGUUUGGGGCGCUACACGCUGCAGUUCCCCGGCUCCUGGUGCUUCCUCACCCUCCUGCCCGACGCCGGCAACGUCGUGUUCUGCCUCCUGUUCGCGCUGCUGGGCGUCUGCUCCGUGCUGCUCUCCUUCGUCUUCAACACGGUCAGCGUGGUCACUCUGUGCCGCGUCUACCACGACCGCGAGUCGGUGCAGCGCCGGCGCGACAGCGAAGUGGAGAUGAUGGUGCAGCUGGUGGGAAUCAUGGUCAUCGCCACCAUCUGCUGGAUGCCGCUGCUGAUCUUCAUCAUCCAGACCUCCCUCCAGCAGCUGCGGACAGGUGCCCCCCUCCACAUGCUGCCGGGACAGACGCAGCAGCUGCUGCUCAUCUACAUCCGAAUGGUCACCUGGAACCAGAUCCUGGACCCCUGGGUUUACAUCCUGUUCCGCCGUGCGGUGCUGCAGCGCCUGCACCCGGGGCUGCGCGCGCGGCCCUCCCUGCUGUCCCUCUACCCCGUCCUCAACCCCUCCCUGCGCCGCAAGCUCACCCAGGAGGGGCGGCUGCAAUAGUGGGACCCCCCCCUUUCCUCCCCUCCCUUUGAUUCUGGAGGUUUUGUUCUGUUUUGGGUUUUAUUAUUAUUAUUUUUCACCUUGCAGCUGCAGGAGCUGAGUGCAGCGGGGGGGGAUGGGGGACCUGAUGGGGUGGGCAUGGAGGUGUGUUCCCCCCCCCACCUCCUUCCCCAUCCUGCUCUGUGAGCCCCCAAUAAAGCACAGCUUGUGCA